Messenger RNA from Osmia bicornis bicornis, 3645 nucleotides. RefSeq names its product merlin (gene Mer). Gene Ontology annotation, cellular component: adherens junction; plasma membrane; filopodium. NCBI's taxonomy places the organism in Eukaryota, Metazoa, Arthropoda, Insecta, Hymenoptera, Megachilidae. Bases 344 to 2269 code for a protein of 641 amino acids. Gene Ontology annotation, molecular function: cell adhesion molecule binding; actin binding. The record is from RefSeq and is a predicted model, not a curated record. Gene Ontology annotation, biological process: positive regulation of protein localization to early endosome; regulation of organelle assembly; positive regulation of early endosome to late endosome transport. The transcript is spliced from 9 exons.
UGGUCACUGUCGAAAACGAAGUUACUCGAAUUGACUGAAAUUAGUGGAAUAAACUGUUUCGAAACAUUAGGAUCGGUUUAUAUAGAGUAGAUGGUUUUGUUUCUCCUUUCUUUUUGCAAAUAAAGUUUUAAAAAAAGCCGAACUAACACGAUGUGAUUUAACGAGGAAAAUUCCUCAUUAAGUUGUCAUGGUUCCCUAAGAAGAUUGAACAGAUAAAAUUAUUAUUACGUGUUUCAAUGUAUUUUGUCAAUAUGUUGCGAAUGCGUAGGAGCUUUGAUUUUUUUUUCUUCCAUUUUUUUUGCGAUAUUGAUUGCCUUCUUUUUCGUGAUGUUGAGUGAACAUAAUGAAGAGUAAAAUGCCACCAUUUCGAAGGAAAAAGUCUGGAAAAUCUUUCCCUGUUAAAGUCUGUACUUUGGACGCUGAAUUGGAGUUCAGUUUAGAGUGGAGAUCAACAGGGAGAGAUUUGUUUGAUUUAGUCUGUCGUACGAUAGGAUUGAGAGAAACAUGGUAUUUCGGACUGCAGUAUGAGGAUGCCAAAGGAUUCAUAUCAUGGCUAAAAUUAGACAAGAAAGUGCAAGAUCAAUGUAUUUCCCAACAACCGACGACACCUUUCAUGUUCCUGGCAAAGUUUUAUCCGGAAGCUGUCGCAGAAGAAUUAGUGCAAGAAGUGACACAACAUUUAUUUUUUCUUCAAGUGAAGCAAGCCAUCCUUUCUAUGGAUAUUUAUUGUCCUCCUGAAGCAUCCGUGUUAUUAGCUUCUUACGCGGUUCAGGCAAAGUACGGGGACUAUGACGAAGUCUCGUACCGUCCAGGAAUGCUUGCCAGUGAAGAUUUAUUGCCGCAGAGAGUAAUCGAUCAGUAUCAAAUGACACCUGAAAUGUGGGAGGAUAGGAUAAAAAUUUGGUACGCAGAUCAUCGUGGGAUGUCUAGAGAUGAAGCAGAGAUGGAAUAUCUUAAAAUUGCUCAGGAUCUAGAUAUGUACGGUGUGAAUUACUUUCCUAUUAGCAACAAGAAAGAGACUGAUCUCUGGCUCGGAGUCACUGCCCUGGGAUUGAAUAUUUAUGAAAAGGAGAACAAACUGGCGCCGAAGACUACGUUCACGUGGUCGGAGAUACGGCACAUCAGCUUCGACGACAAGAAGUUUGUAAUAAAACCGGUGGAGAAAACGUCGCCGAACUUCGUAUUCUUCUCGCAGAAAGUUCGCAUGAAUAAACUGGUAAAAAAACAGUCAGAUGUUGGCAGCUGGGUGAAGGGUUUGAUAGCUUUAAGAUUGGACGAUCAUAACAGUGACAAAGCUGCUCACAUAUUAUUUGUUAAGAUCCUGGACCUGUGUAUCGGCAACCAUGAUCUGUUUAUGAGGAGACGGAAACCCGACUCGAUGGAGGUGCAGCAGAUGAAAGCCCAGGCCAAAGAGGAAAAGUCUAGGAGACAAAUUGAAAGAAACAAAUUGGCGCGAGAGAAACAGCUUCGGGAAGCAGCGGAGAGAGAAAAGGCAGCGAUGGAGCAGCGUCUUUUACAAUAUCAAGAAGAAAUUCGUUUGGCAAACGAAGCACUUAGGAGGUCUGAAGAAACUGCUGACCUUUUGGCUGAAAAGAGCCGCGUGGCAGAAGAAGAAGCGAUGCUGUUGAGUCAGAAAGCUUCGGAAGCCGAACAAGAAAUCACGCGUAUACGAUUAAACAAUAUGAAGACGGAGGAAGAGAAGGUUCAUCUCGAACGAAAAACUAGGGAGGCUGAAUUGUUAACAGAAAGAUUGGUGCAAGAAUCAGAAAGGAGAGCGGCAGAGGCGGAGAAGUUGAAGGACGAAUUGUUACGUGCACGAAUUGCGGAAAAGGAAGCGAAAGAAAAGUUGUUAGAGUUCCUUAGCAGGAAUGCUUAUACUGCUACUAUAGCUCCAGUGCCAAAUCUAUUCCCAUCGACACAAGUACUGCCAUCAGAUUUGCAAGCAGAUCUUCAAACGUUGCAGCUGGAUACAGAACCUUUACCAACUGACCUAACCUCCUAUGAUCUAAUCGCUGAUGGAGAUGUCGAUCAACUCUCGUUGGAGAUUGAAAAGGAAAGGGUAGAUUAUUGGGAGAAAAGUAAACACUUGCAAGAACAACUGAGAGAAUUACGUACCGAGAUUGAGGUUAUGAAAGUUGGUGAAAAACAGUGCGAGUUGGAUCAGCUACACGAAGAACAAGUACGACUUGGUGAGAACAAAUACAGUACGUUAAAAAAAGUGAAGUCAGGAUCCACUAAGGCCAGAGUUGCGUUCUUCGAGGAGUUAUAGUUUCGUAUACCGAGAGAUUGAGGAAAGUAGAUUAUAUCGACUUGACAAAGAAAUGAAUAUCUGAUUUCAUAUGAAACUUAUGGAUUAUGUAAAGACACGUACGUAUGUAUACGUUGUAGAAUACUGACACGUACGCUUUACUUUUUUGUAACGAUGUACAUUUUACUUUGUUAUAUACAUAGUGGUAGUACACAGUUUGCAUGCUGAUGUUCUAAGUGUCCUUGAUUGGAAGACCAUACUUAUAUACACACCUUCGUCAAAUGAUAACUGCAGUAAAGUUUUUUUCUUCUUUUUUUUUACUUUACGUUUGUUUCCAUCCUAUGUAUCUUUACUUGUUUGUUGUGCUAAUUUUGAAUGUUUCAAUAACAUAGCAAGAUAAUUAGAUUUUUAUGUAAAGUAUGUGCACAGAAAUCAAAAUUACAGGUAUAAUUACUAGGCGUUAAUGUUUACGUAGAAGUAAGUAAUUCUCGAAGGCAUGAAUAUUAUUCCUUUGUUUUUGGUCAAACGUUAGGUAAAACUUGGAGGAAAUAUGUAGACAGAUUUUAAAUUAGGUUAUAAACAUUUAAGGGAAUAUUACAAUAGAUCUGUAUAUAAUUUUAAAAAAAGACGAAUGUAAAGAUUCAACCAGUGUAUGAGUAUAUGUAACGUUCUUUUUUUUUUUUCUUUUGGUAAGCCUAUUUUUAAGUGUAAAGCAGAUCAUUGUUGUCAAUUUUUAUGCCAUGAAACAUAACUAACAUGAUAUAUCGUUAGUUUAAUUAGACUAGAGCAUUAGAAUCGUUGUGCAUUAAUUGUGGCCUUUGAAGAAAUGUUCCUAUCAACAUAGCAAAGAAGUCAGUGUUCAAGUAUCUCAGCGCAGGGCUUUCCAAAUGUCCCAGUAUAUUUUCACAGUCGAACCUUAGCUCAAUGAAAUUUAAUGUAAAAAGUUUUUUUAAACAUUUUUAUACACAGUUUGUUACAAAAUUGUACAUAAUUACAAAUAUUUUUACGUAAAACCAGUGAAUCAAUGAAGUGUCCUUAAAGAGAAAAAGAAUUUUAAUUUUUCAAAUUUCUUUUAAUCACUUUUAAUAACAUAUUUGAUAACGGAGAAUAUAUAAAUCCUUUACAAAACGUGCCAUAAUUGUUUGCAAAUAUGUAAUAGUAAUACAUCAGACUCUGAAUAAUAAAUGUUAUUUUUAUACGUGCUUUAAAUUAUCUUUUAAUUAAAGAGAUUUAAGAACAAAUUUCCAUUUUUGGAAAGCUGUAGUUCUAAACAAAAGGAAAUACCAUCGAUAAGGUUAUACAAUUUCUGUUUAUUACUACUAUUACUCGAACACUGAUUAUUUAGUGAUAUGGAAAUGCGAAAAUAAUAAACACAAAUGAAUAGCCUCGUUAUAUUA